CACGUGACGGGCUCCUUUAAAGAUGGCCGGGUCUCAAAAAGACACGCUCAUGUUCCACAGUCUCUGUCAAUUUCCACCACUUGGCGUCCCCUGAUACAUUUCCCCCUUCCCAAUAUCCAGUCACUCGCGUUACUACUACCAUUUAAUGAGUUCUACUGCUCCAAUCCAAUACCCUCCCGAACUGCUCUUUAGAAUCUGCUCUCAUGUCUACUCUGCUUGCCUUCCACCUAUUAAUUCAUCCCUGGAUCCACUCAUAACCACAGAAUGUGGUGUUCCUACUUCAUUGCCGUCUUCAGUGCCUCCUGGGAAUUGGUCCGAACCUAUGAGUCGACGCACCCUUGCUAACCUUUGCCUCGUGAAUCACGAUUGGUAUGACGCCGCAAAGCCAUGGCUCUGGCGGAAACUAGAGGUUCGACUCCCGCGCAGUUGGCUCUCACUAGUGGACGAGAUCGCUUGGGAGUAUGAUGAAGAGACUGUCGACCAAGUCAUGGAGAAGACGGCUAAGGCUGCAGCAGAGACAGCAGUUAAAUCUGGUAUAUCCUCUGUUCCCACAGACAAGGAGGCAGCACGGAAAUUACAAGAGUCCAUACUCUGUUCUAUUCACACGCCGGAGGAUGCCAUUUCUCCCGACUUGUUGUCCCCGAUGGCCUCCCGGGAACCCAGUCCGCGACGUUUCAGACACAAGAGUAAAAGUCCAGCGCGCUGGGAGCUCGUUCGUUCCAUUAGUACUGCUAUUCAGGAUGUAAUGGAGCGGCAGGAUCCGGCCGUAUACAUCCCAACACCUCAAGACACGCGUCCCGGUCGCUUCAUACGGCAUCUCGAUUUCAACCAUUUCCGUACAAUCGGCAUGCGCAGGUCUGUCGAGGAGGGUGUAAAUAGCCGCUUCGUAACCGGGGACCGUGUUGAAGCAGUGCUCAAAGAAAUGCCAAACCUGACGACAUUUGGCGCCACGGAAUAUAUGGAUGGUGCGCUGACCUUUGCAGUUCUAAACGAACUGUUCCUUCGCGGGGCUCCUUCCCGAGGCCGUGGUCGAAACUCUCGUGGCCGUGCCCUCACCGAUACCCAUGACAUCGACGACGAAGAUAGAGAACGACGCCGCCAAUGUUUAGACCUCGAGGCUGUGGAUCUCACAGGAUGUGUCAGUGCGGUUUUCGUCAAGGCCCUGACAGACUUUGUUACGUGCCACAUAAUUCAAAGCGACGCCGAGUCAGAGAAUGGGGAAGAUUCUUCUAGACGUUCACAUUCCGAAGAUCAGAUGACUUUUCCUGGUCUUCAACGACUGGGCCUGCGUGGGGUUAAAUCAAUUUUGCCGGACAUCCUGACACCAUUUGUCCUUGCCUUUUCUUCACUUACCCAUUUGGACCUAUCCGGUACUCGCGUCACUCCAGAACUGUUGGCGGAGUUGGGGAAGUCAUCUACUGUGCGUUUGAGCUCACUCGCUCUCGCACGAUGUGUACGGUUGACCGGAGAAAGCAUCAAAACUUUCCUCGUCGAGUCCCCUGUCAGUGCUGGAAUCUCAGAACUAAACUUGUAUGGCGACGCAACGUUUGGCUGUCCUCUUUCCCAUGAGGAACUGAAGACCAUCGUAUCCUUUGCUCCUUGUUUCAUAAGUAGGGAGCUCCUGUACCUUGAUCUGUCGAGUGCGCCGAUCGACGAGGAGAUCCUCCAAGCCUGUGUUACUCUUCCAAAAUUACGUUCAUUCGGCCUAUCGCAUAUUCCUGACGUGCAUCUCGGUGCAAUCGCAAACUUUUUGCAAGCAAAAGCUAGCAAUGUCGAGGUGCUAACAUUGAUUGGCACAUCACCAGAAUUAGACUGUGGCAUGAGGCCAAGAUCCGGGGAGAACGGCGCUCCUCGAGGAUCAUCUCGUCAGUCGUGCAUAGCUCUCCACUCCUAUAUUAUCCGGCCGCUGUGUUGUCCGCCUUUUUCUUUUAGCCUCACAGUGCCUUCGGGAUCGAGGCCACCACCGACUCGACUUAGAGUUGUUGAGCUGUCAACAGCUAUGCUCUGUGGACUAGGGGCUGGGGCGGGCAGUUGGAGAACUGUGCGCAGCAAGGGUGGGAGAGGAUGGUAUGUGGACACCGCAUCCGGCUGGGUAGCGGAAUCUGGAGAGAGUCAGCUGAGAAGAGAUUUGGAACCUGAGCACCCGUUGAGGGUCGAGUUAGAGAGGUUAUCAGAAGCGAACGGAAACGUGAGCAGCGGUGUUGGAUGGCAUGCAAGAAAGAUGGAGAUCCUGCAUGGGUACGGAAUGCUCGGGCGGGAGGAUGGGCUAUACGGCGCUGUUUCAUUUGCGUACCAGGGUUGAAGCUGAAGAGUUUCACCUAAACAGCACAACUAAUCUACAAUU
Molecule: messenger RNA, 2344 nt
Organism: Desarmillaria tabescens
Lineage: Eukaryota; Fungi; Basidiomycota; Agaricomycetes; Agaricales; Physalacriaceae
Exons: 5
Coding region: 146-2302 (718 amino acids)
Source: RefSeq, a predicted model, not a curated record